Messenger RNA from Pygocentrus nattereri (red-bellied piranha), 3457 nucleotides. It is a transcript of the gene il17ra1a, whose product is annotated as interleukin 17 receptor A1a. Bases 195 to 2591 code for a protein of 798 amino acids. The transcript is spliced from 11 exons. The record is from RefSeq and is a predicted model, not a curated record. Gene Ontology annotation, molecular function: interleukin-17 receptor activity. Lineage: Eukaryota; Metazoa; Chordata; Actinopteri; Characiformes; Serrasalmidae.
AGGCAGGUCUUUCCAGUAAGGCAGGUGCUCCGCGCGCUUCGGCAUUUGCAUAAAGUCCAGGAAGUUUAGAUCAUUUUGUCUCGCGCAGAAACACCAGGACACCACACUCGAGCGCUGCUUCACAACAACAACGUGGAAAAAUAAGGCGAGAAUAGUUCAGGCUACACUAGUUACUCUGUUAGUAUGUCAACAUCAUGAGUUUUGUGUGGUGGAAAGCGGUUUUUUUGCUCGUCUUUCUGUCUGAAGCCUCAUGUCUUCGCGUUUUAAACGCCUCCUCUCUGAGCUGUGCAGUCGAGGAGGUGGUGUGUACAGCUGAGAUUAAUAAAUGCUUCUACAAAGAAUGGAUGGAACAGCAGGAUUACACUCCCACUGCGCCGGUGGACCUGAAGGUGCACUGGGACAUCAGGAUGGACGAGAAUGGGGCCUUGGUGCCAGUGAUUGUGGCCCAAUGGAAAGUGAUGGACGAUGGGAGCAUUCGAGAUUUGAAAGGAGCUGAGUUUCAAGUGGCAAAGGUAGACACUAGUGAACACUUUUGUAUCCAUUACACGUUUCUCCAGCAGCUUCCGGGUAUGAGGAAUCCCAAAGGUGAACAGUGGUCUUUGUCUGUGGAUCGAAUGGUUGUUGACCCGGGCUUCACAUACUUUGUGUCUGUUGCCAACCUCCCCAAGCCAAAUUUAGGCUACACCAACUACAACAUCAACAAAACUAUUAUUGUCCCAAAUUGCAGUAAGCCUCCCAUGAAGUGGACCAAAGUCUGCACUGACACAGGAGCGUUUUGGCAACCCAAUAUUACCAUGGAGCGCACAGCACCAGAUGGCAGGACACUCCUCAUUUCCUUCAACACAGGAGAGCUUUCUGAAAGAUAUCAUGUCUUUGUGAAAUGUGGGGAAGACGGACAAAUCAAAACGAUCCUCAACAAGGACAACAAGUCAUUCCUAAAUGUUACAUUUAACCUUGAGGCCUGGCCACAGACAUGCUGCGAUUUCAACGUUCAGAUCCAGCCGUUCUUUCAGAAGUGUAGAAAUGACUGUCACCGGAAGAACCGUGGCUUUUACAUAUGCCCAAAGCAAGACAUCCCCUGCAAAGAACCCAAGAUUUGGCUGAUUUUUGCUGCUCUCUUUCUCCUCUUCUGUGGUCUUGUUGUUUUUGCUGCUUGUUUGUGCUGCAGGAGGCAGCAGAAGGGUGAAAAAAUACAACCUGUUAAACCCACAAAUGGCGUGGUCCAUCCAAUUCCAGCUCCUGAGCGUUCAGUGCUGAUCAUCUAUUCUAGAGACCACCCUAAGUAUACUGACAUAGUACUAAAGCUCUCUGCCUUCUUGAGGGCCAAAUGCGGUGUAGAGGUCUACCUGGACCUACUGGACACAACCUCAAUCGGAGUCAUGGGUCGCCUGCCGUGGACCGAACAACAGAAGCGACUGAUAGAGCAAACCUCCAACAAGGUGCUGGUCCUUUGUUCAAGAGGAGUGCAAGCAAAGUGGGGGGCCAUGUGUGGGGCACCCCAAGUUCGCUUACGGGAAGACGUCCUCUCAUCAAUGGGGGACAUGCUGACCCUCGCCUUGCAACUUAUUACCCCCGAUAUGCAACGCCCUGCCUCAUACGGCAAGUAUGUGGUGGCAUACUUCGAGGAUGUAAGCGGGGAGCAUGAUGUUCCGUCCAUGUUUGACUUGGCGGUCAAGUACAAGCUUAUGAAGCACUUCGAAGAGCUUUACUUCCGAAUACUGGAUCUGGAGAAGUAUCAGCGAGGGAAGAUACACACCAUCAAAGGCAUUGGCAUUGAUGAGUACUUCAACUGCCCAUCAGGCAAAGCCUUGAGGGAUGCAAUAGAAGUCUUCCAAGCCUACCAACUGGAGAAUCCAGACUGGUUUGAGAAAGAGUGCCUUGACAGUGAAGACGAGGAGCUGGCCGUGGCAAGCAACCCUUUUCUUGAUCAGUGCACCCUGCCGAUCCUUACGUGUGAGCCUGUGCUCAACAGCGGACCCCCUGUCUUUGAGCACGGGGUUGAGAUGCACAAAGUGGAAAUGACUGAAAGUAUAUGUACUCCUGAAAUACCCCUUCUGAACCUAGACUUUGUAGAACCACCUGUGCUGGGUAUCCAAUCAGCGCACAGUCAAGUUUGUUCCCCCUUUCCAUCUGUGGAACCUGCCAUAUUCCCAGCUGAUGUGUACCUUCCUGUCUUAGAGAGUCAACCCUGCAUCUUGGCUGAACCUGCACUACAGGAACCUUUACUGUCCAACAGAAAUUAUGUGUUUGCAAAGGGGGAAUCACAAGCAGACAACUGCUCUGUGGAAGAUGUGGAUGCCCUCCAGCAACUGAUGCAGCUUCAGCUUUCCCUGGCAUCCUGCGAGGUGCUAGCUCCUCCACCCUCAAUGGACGAUCACAACCAGCCAGAGGAGGUGGAGGAAAGUGAGAUGGAAGAGGCUUCGGGAAAGAGACAGUCUAGAUGGUCAGAUCAGGGAUACAGUUCCAGAGGCUCUUUUGUAAGGGAAGAAACUCAUCCAUCCCCCCUUGCUGCUCUGGCCAAGUUACAAGAAAUUCUCUACAUAAACAGUCCCAUCUCAUCUGGCUUCUGCACAGAGACGAUGGACAGCUGAUGUACUUGUCAUUGUAAGAUAUGAUAGACACUUGGGGCCCUUAUCAGAAAAUAAUGCAUUGUAUGGGAACAUUUUUGCUCAAGGUACAAUGUAAAUACACCCUCAGAAGUUCAACAAUUGUCUUAAAGGGGAGUUUCACUGAUGUUUCAACAUUUGUCCAUAUUACAUGGUUAAGAUGUAAACCAAGCAUAUCAAACUGGAGACAUUCCGGGCCUAGGUGCUGCAGAGAUUAGUGUUGACCCUCACUUAAUGCUCUGAAUUCAGUUCAGGAAGGUUUGGUAAUUAGCUGAUGAGCUGAAUCAGGCGCAUUUAAUGACGAGUGUACUGAAGCAUGCAGCAUUUAGGCCUGCAAGCACUGGAUCAUGACAUGUGAUAUAAACAAAGGCAGUCAGAGAGGCUUGAUAUGAAAUGCUCCGUUCUAGAGAAAUUGAGAUAAUUAUUAACAGUGGCGGUGAUGGGAACCAGAUGUCUGAAGUGUUUAACACCUCAAAAAGCUCCAUUACAGUACGUUUUUACAUAAAAAGGUUAUGAACGGUGGGUUUACACUAAUAUGCUGGCAUUAUAUGAAAUGUUAAUGAAUAUGAAUUUGUGUUGUAGGCGUCACAACUUGUAGUUACUAUCACCACAACUGUAUAGAAAUCUAAUUUAAAUUUCUCUACAAGGAACCACUGCAUAUCAAACCACUCUGAGUUGUUUUGUUUGAAUUGAAUGAUAGAAUUAUGUAGAAAUAUUGGUGGAAACCUCCUUUAAAUUAAAGUUGUGUACCUUAAAUGAGUUUUUAAAGUAUAUUGCAUUUAUGUUCCCACAUUUUAGAAUAGAAGGAUAAAAUAAACAUACUGAAGUUGAGACAGAUUGUAUGGAGUCAA